GACAGGAUCAUGUGGCUGCUCCCAGCUCUGCUCCUCUUCCUCGCAGGCUGCUCCACUGCUCAGGAUGCAAUCACGGGUCCAAACAUGGUGAGCGGUCAUGAGCAGGGCUCCUUGACUGUGCAGUGCCAUUAUGACUCCUCCUGGAAGAAUUACAAGAAGUACUGGUGCCGAGGAGCUGAUUGGAAUACAUGUGAGAUUCUGGUUAAAACGGAUAUGGAGCAGUUGGUGAAGAAGGACCGUGUGUCCAUCAGGGACGACCAGACAGACUUCAUCAUGACAGUGACCAUGGAGGAGCUGAGGAUAAGCGAUGCUGGCGUUUACUGGUGUGCAAUUGAGAAAUCUGGAUAUGAUCCAUAUUUUAAAGUUAAUGUGAACAUUGGCCCAGCUCCAGAAAUUACAACUGUAAUAUUAACAACCAUGGCUCCAGUUCUGACAUCCGCACCGACAACCAGGGAGAGCAUUGCCAACCAUGGAGAGACUCAAACCAGCACCCUCACCUGGUUCGUGAUGAGCAGCAUCUACUUCAACAUCCUGGUCUUUCUGGAGCUGCCUCUGAUCCUGAGCAUGCUCAGUGCUGUCCUCUGGGUGAAUAGACCUCAGAGGUGUUCUGGGGGAGGUGAAGUCGGCCUGGGGAAGGUCCAGAGUUCUGAUUCUGCAAGCAGAGAGAAACCCCUCCCUGUACAUAGGAAAUAAUCCCCCUCUCUUUCUUUUUCUCUCUCUAGUGUGUGUGUGUGUGUGUUUACACAUUGUAGUACAUAUGUGCAUGUAGAGGACAAAUUCAGGUGCCAUUCCACUAUUGUUUGUGACAGGGUCUCUCGAUGGCCUGUACCUUUGCCAAGUAGGCCAGGCUAGCUAGCAGGGAACUCCGGGGACCUACCUGCCUCCAUUUCCUGUCUUGCCAUCCUAAGCACACACAAGUGCCUCAACUUUAAAACACACACACACACUAAACACAAAAAACCCAUGGGUUGUGAUAAGCAUUUUAUUGACUGAGCCAUCUCCCAGCCUAGAAAAGAAUAUCAAGCACUGACUGUGGUCAGCAGUACUAUGACUCUGGAGUACUGUGGGCUCACCCUCAGACUGCUCCCCAUCCCUACAGCAUGAACAACUGGGGUUCUGGAACCCCUCAGGUUCUCCCUCUCUUAGAACAUCCUACUGUGCCUGCCUGGGUCUUUCUUCCUCUGAUGGUGUCCAGGGAAGUAGAAAAUACAAGGAAAGGUCAUGUUUCUUCUUAGGGCACCAGUUCCUUUAGGACACAUGUCAUCCCAAGUCUGUGUGCCACCAGACAUGUGUUUGACCAACUCUCUGGGAAAU
Chionomys nivalis (European snow vole) is the source of this 1314-nucleotide messenger RNA. It is a transcript of the gene Cd300ld, whose product is annotated as CD300 molecule like family member d. The record is from RefSeq and is a predicted model, not a curated record. The transcript is spliced from 4 exons. Gene Ontology annotation, cellular component: plasma membrane. Bases 10 to 693 code for a protein of 227 amino acids. NCBI's taxonomy places the organism in Eukaryota, Metazoa, Chordata, Mammalia, Rodentia, Cricetidae. Gene Ontology annotation, molecular function: transmembrane signaling receptor activity.